This is a messenger RNA of Scylla paramamosain (green mud crab), 3382 nucleotides long. Its product is annotated as E3 ubiquitin-protein ligase MARCHF5-like. The transcript has 7 exons. Gene Ontology annotation, biological process: protein polyubiquitination; regulation of mitochondrial fission. The coding region runs from base 115 to 1077 and encodes 320 amino acids. The record is from RefSeq and is a predicted model, not a curated record. Gene Ontology annotation, molecular function: ubiquitin protein ligase activity; zinc ion binding. Gene Ontology annotation, cellular component: mitochondrial outer membrane. NCBI's taxonomy places the organism in Eukaryota, Metazoa, Arthropoda, Malacostraca, Decapoda, Portunidae.
AGCUCGUAUCCCCCUGAGCUAGCCAAAACAAACCCUUGAGCUUCGUACGCCCUGACCCCGAGGACCUGCCUGCCAAUCCUUAAAUGAAGCCUCGGCCCCACAGGGAUCCUCGUGAUGGCAGAUGAAGUUCAGCAGACAGAGAUACAAGGGCCAAACGACGAGGAAAACAAACGGUACUGUUGGGUUUGUUACGCCAGUGAUGAAGAUGAUGAGACAGCACCCUGGGUCAAGCCAUGCAAGUGUCGGGGAACCACAAAAUGGGUGCACCAGUCCUGUCUGCAGCGGUGGGUGGAUGAGAAGCAGAAGGGUAAUUCUACGGUCAAGGUCAACUGUCCCCAAUGUGGGGUGGAAUAUUUCAUUGCCUUCCCUAACAUGGGCCAGCUAAUGCUGUUCCUGGACAGAGUUGACGCAUUCAUAUAUAAGGUUUGUCCAUUUGUGGCAGCGGGUGUGGUGGUUGGCUCCAUCUACUGGACUGCUGUGACUUAUGGGGCUGUCACUGUUAUGCAGGUUGUGGGUUACCAGGAGGGCAUGACACUCAUGGAACAAGCAGAUCCCUUGGUGCUGUUGGUGGGUUUGCCCACCAUCCCCAUCUUCCUCAUUCUGGGCAAAAUGGUGCGCUGGGAGGAUAAAGUCUUAAAGCUCAUCAGAGCAUCAGUUCAGAGACUUCCAAUUCUCAAGUACCUUUUACCAGCAUUCAGAUAUGAAGAGCCUGCUGGAGUGAGCACCACAGCAGUGAUCAGCGACCCAGUCAAUGCCACAAGAGUGUUGUGUGGGGCUCUUUCCCUCCCCACUCUAGCCACCACAGUGGGACGCCUCUUUUUCCCUGCAGCCCAAGACAACUUGACAAGAACGCUUCUAGGUGGAGUCUCCUUCCUGUUGGUGAAGGGACUAUUCAAAGUGUACUACAAGCAGCAGCAACAUGUGAUGCAGAGUAGACGCAAAAUAAUAGACUACCCCCAAGACCCUUCUACUACCCCUCCCCCUCCCCCUCCCCCUCCCAGCCUCCCGCCACCCACCAGGAGACAGAACAGCAGUACUUACAUCAGCAACAAUAGUGAGACAGAACAUUCAAAUUGAAGGGAAUUUUAUACAGAAAUAAAGCUACCUAUAUAACUUAGAAGAAUGGUGAUUGCAAAACUUCUCUGUUGAGGGUUGAUGUCACUCAUUCAUUUUUUCACCUGUCAUUUACAUAGCACUACUGAAUUCUCUAUCUUAAUGAUGAAACUUAUUUAGGAAACAUAGCUGUCUUCCCACUGACUGACUUCAAGCUGUUUCUAUCCAAACAUAAUAUUCUCUCCCACAUUAUUUUACCAAUGACUACAAAUAUCUUCCUUUGUCCUAUACUUGUUCCUAAUUGUCAAUAUUACUACAUAUAGUAAAGCUUUUUUUAUUUAUUGUUUUUUAGGGUGAAACUAGCAUUUUAUAUAAAAAGCUGGAUUACCUAGACCUUAACAUCAUGAAAUGCUAUAUUGCUUGCAUUUUACAUUUAUACAUGCUCAUGACAACAUGGUACUGUGACCACAAGACUUUCCCAGUUCAUCCAUCAUACUGCAGGUUUCCAAAUGACACAACAUUCCUGUUCACAAACCACAGCUCAACACUAAACUUUAAUACAUCAGCCACAACUGCUGUUUCUAUGCUCACAACCCAGUCUUGAAGAGAAAGGGUAAAAUUAUGUUUGAAUUACAUGAAUAAACAGGCAUCCUUUUAUCUGCUUAGUUAUUGAUGGCAAAGCUUGUUUAUUUCUCCUUUCUUUUCAUGACAAAUGUUUUUUUGGCAAAUAAUUCCAAGAUCAUUUUUAGCAUAUAGAAAUGCAACUCUCAGUACAAAAAUAAAAUUCUGAUCAGCAUUCAUGUGAAAGAUGUACAUAAACCUGCUUGUCUUUGUGAUAGGAAUUACCCAAAUUUUGUUAAUCCUAUUGUAUCUUAAAUUUAUGAUGAAAUCUGUAUAAAAAGUCAUUGUGAGAGAAUUAAUAUUCAGCUUGUUAUACCUCACACUCACAGCAUCCACCUCCUUUGUGAUUACUUUUCAACAUAUAUAGAUUAUAGAUGUUUUUUUUUAUUUCGUACUCAGCAGAAAUUACUUCAAAGGUGUAAAUCUAUACAUGGGGAAAACUUGUUUUCUUGAGUCAAAAGGAAGAGUUUUCUUUCAUGACAGUAUGUCUUCAUGGGGACUUGUGAUUGCUGUAUUGGUUUCCUUAUCAAACAAGACUCCAAUGGUAAGGUUGUGCAGUGAGGUAUAUGAAUCCAGUUAUAUAUAUAUAUAUAUAUAUAUAUAUAUAUAUAUAUAUAUAUAUAUAUUGCAGAUAAUAGUUCAUUGUCUAUGGUUUAGGAUGAACAGUUAGUCAAAUAUUCAAGUGAAGAUAUAAGCUGCAAAAGAUAAUACUGUAAGAUAAGAUAUUUGUCCUUGUGUUAUGAAAGGCACAUCAAAGCAUGAAAAGUUCACCUUUCUCCAAAGCCAGGAGUGUCAAAGCAACAUCUGGGUCUAGCAGCACAUGCAUUACAAGACAGAAGGGCAUUUUUAUGUAGAUACAUGUUUGUAAGUUGGAGACCUUCAGUAGUGAUAAUGGGGAAAAGGUGUAAUGUGGUCUAUUCAACUAAAAGUAUGUUUUAAGUUGUGUAAUUAUAUAUAUAUUAUUUUGUUUCCUUAUACAAGUAUUUAAUAUUUAAGCAAAAAGCAAAAACAGUUUUUCACAACGUAGUUCGGUCCUGGUUCUCUUGCAGGACUGGCAUCCAAUAUUUGUCAUGAAGCUGACAGUAAUUUUAAUGAUUUGGAAAAGGAGCUCUAUCAAAUUAAAAUUAAAAUUAAUGGAUGGCAACAAAACAAGGCAUACACAGCAAAAGAUAUAUUAUGGUCUAAUAUAUUUACUGUAUUUUACUACCACAGUGAAUAUUUAUUAACUUGUUAAGAACUUUCAUGUUGUGUUACUGGUUUUGUUCAUGCAUUUUGAUGUGAAAAAAAGCUGCACCUGUGGAAAAUAUCUUGAAUUAUAGUAAAAUAUUGCAGGGAUUGGAAGUUGCCAGGAAAGAAACAUUUCACUUUCAAGAUGAUGAGAUUAUUUUUCUUUGCAAAUCAAAUAGAAAUUUAUAUAUUAAGCUUCACCUGACAUAUAUCAAGUUUCUCUCUUCUGAGUGAGUGUGUUAUGUGGUGUGUACCACACCUGUACUGGUUAUUACAUGUACCAUUAUUCCUAUAAGUUUAUUUAAUAUUCACUUAAUUCUUGUUGAUCAUGUAAGUAGGUAAUCCUUUGUAUAUAAAAACUAAUAUAUUGAUACAAGGGAAUUAACUUUUUAUGCAUAUACCUGUGUGACUUGCCAAUACAAUAGUGAUGUACUGUUAAGUUUAUAAAUAAUAAAAAAAAUCAUUAUUUCAUUUUAUUUUA